CUUUAACUGAUCGCUAGACUGUUCGGCUCAGCAACCUGAUCAACAUACCAACAUGUCACGGCCUCAAGAUGGAGAUCGUAAUCAAGAAGCGACAGUUUACAUGGGUAACUUGGAUGAACGUUGUACGGAUGCAUUGGUUUGGGAGUUGAUGCUACAAGCUGGUCCAGUAGUUAACGUUCAUUUACCAAAAGACCGGGUUUCAAUGUCACAUCAAGGAUACGGCUUUUGUGAAUUCUUAACAGAAGAUGAUGCGGAAUAUGCAUGUAAAAUCAUGAAUCAGAUUAAACUAUAUGGCAAGCCGAUCAGGGUGAACAAAGCUUCCUCAGAUCGAAAGCAGGUUGAUAUUGGUGCAAAUCUAUUCAUAGGGAACUUAGAUGUUAAUGUAGAUGAAAGGAUGCUUUACGAUACGUUCAACACUUUCGGGACUCUUGUACAAACUGCGAAGAUUGCUAGAAAUCCAAGUACCGGUCAAUCAAACGGAUACGGUUUUGUGGCUUAUGAAUCCUUUGAAUCAGCGGAUACAGCGAUAGAAUCAAUGAAUGGUCAAUUUUUGAUGAACAAAGCUAUCACCGUUCAGUAUGCAUUCAAGAAAGAUGGUAAAGGUGAACGACACGGAACACCAGCUGAACGUCUGUUAGCUGCACAAGCUAGGAAGAAUAAUGCGCUGCCAAGUGGGAUGGGAGCUGCUGUGCCAGCACCACCUCCCGCGGCACCACCAUCCGUACGCUUCAACUCUCAAAACAACAUGAUGCCCCCUCAUCCAUCAGCACAUCCUGGUGGACCACCUGCACAUCCUAACCCAAAUCCACAGAUGAACUAUCAGCAUCCACCAUAUUCGGGUGGCCCUCCACCUGGCCCUCCCAAUCAGUCUCCUGGUUACCCUGGGAAGCCAACAGGUCAUCCAUAUCCUGGUCCACCACCACCUCCGACCACCAUUCCUAUGGCCUUUCGCCCAAUGCCAUCACACAUGCAACCUCCUCAGAACUUUCCCCCGCCUCCUCAUCACCCCCCUCCUCGAAGUUUCCCACCACCUACCAAUGGUGCCCCAGGAUUCAAUCACACCCCAAUACUCGCUCCACCACCUGGGUUUGGUGGUAUGCCAAUGGCUCCACCUGGUCCACCGCCGCCGGUUGGUUUCAAUGGCCCACCUCCGAACACAACUGGAAUUCCCCCGCCUCCCCCUGGUUUUGCUCCUCGAUAACCCGAAGCUCAGUUGUAGGAUUUUCUUUCUAUCCUUUCCUCAUUCUAUGCAUAAAUUUAGACUUUGUUCUUGUCAAAUCAAAAAUAAAAUGCUUUUGUUCUAAAGAAGGAAUGAAAAAUGUGCUUUCAUAUUUGUAUCAUCAUAAGAUGUUAUUUUAUAUCUUUUUGUGAUUCAUUUCCUUUUCUUUCUGAGAAUUACCUGACCAAAGUCAAAUUUCAUCGAUG
Molecule: messenger RNA, 1425 nt
Organism: Melampsora larici-populina 98AG31
Lineage: Eukaryota; Fungi; Basidiomycota; Pucciniomycetes; Pucciniales; Melampsoraceae
Exons: 6
Coding region: 53-1201 (382 amino acids)
Biological process (GO): positive regulation of mRNA splicing, via spliceosome
Cellular component (GO): nucleolus; U12-type spliceosomal complex
Molecular function (GO): RNA binding
Source: RefSeq, a predicted model, not a curated record